Molecule: messenger RNA, 3350 nt
Organism: Schistocerca gregaria
Lineage: Eukaryota; Metazoa; Arthropoda; Insecta; Orthoptera; Acrididae
Product: lachesin-like
Exons: 10
Coding region: 278-1693 (471 amino acids)
Cellular component (GO): neuron projection
Source: RefSeq, a predicted model, not a curated record
UCGCAGACACUCGCCGGCCCGGGACGCCAGUAGCGCUACGGUCCGCGAGCCGCGAGCCGCGUGCAGACCCUCGGUGCGCUCCCGUCGCGGCGCCAGCAGAGACGCGGCGUGACGUGACGUGAGGUGACGCGGCGCGACGAGUGCUCGCGGGCGCGCCCUCCGCGCGGCGGUCACGGACGGAACGGCGGCCGAGGAGCGCCGCCCAGGGCCCGCCGGCGCCGCUGGCGGGCCCCUCAGCCGGCGUCGGCGUCGUGGCUCCUGCUUCCCGCUCCCGAAGAUGCUGCUGCUUCUGGCGGCCGCAACGCUGCUGCGCUCGGGCCACGCCGCCGUCAAAGGUUCCGGCGCCGCUGGAGACGGCGCUGGCGGCGGCGGCGCAGACGGCGCGGCGGUGCAGCAGCUGCCGCGGCCGGUGCUCGACGACCCCAUCGCCGACCCCGACUUCACGGACGAGAUCCGCAACGCGACGGUGGCCGUGGGCCGCGAGGCAGUCCUCUCCUGCCCAGUCUCCAACCUGGGACCCUACAAGGUGGGGUGGCUGAGGGCGGAGGACCAGACGGUGCUGGCGCUGCACGACAAGGUGGUGACGCACAACGCGCGCAUCACCGUCUCGCACGACGGGGAGCGCACGUGGCGGCUGCACAUCCGGCAGGUCAAGGAGACGGACCGCGGCUGCUACAUGUGCCAGAUCAACACCAGCGUCAUGAAGAAGCAGCUCGGCUGCCUAGACGUCCUCGUUCCGCCCGACAUCGUGGACGACGCGACGAGCUCCGACGUGACGGUGCGCGAGGGCGACGACGCGACGCUAGUGUGCCGGGCCACGGGCAAGCCGGCGCCGCGCGUCGUGUGGCGCCGCGAGGACGGCGAGCCGAUGCUGAUCCGCAGCGGGCCCAGGGAGGUGGCCAAGCUGGACACCGUCAACGGGGACGAGCUGCGUCUGUCGAGACUCGACCGCCGCCAGAUGGCCGCCUACCUGUGCAUCGCGUCCAACGACGUGCCGCCGGCGGUCAGCAAGCGCAUCACGCUCAACGUCAACUUUUCUCCUGUGGUUAAAGUGCCCAACCAGCUGGUGGGAGCGCCCCUGGGGACAGACGUUCAGCUGGAGUGCUUCGUGGAGGCCUUCCCCAACACCAUCAACUACUGGGUGAAGAACCGCGGCGAGAUGCUGCUAGACGGAGUGAAGCACCACGUGGAGGAGGAGAGGUUCUCGUACAAAGUGCACCUGCGGUUGACGAUUCGCAACAUAACGGCCAAGGACUUGGGCACGUACACCUGCGUCUCCACCAACUCACUGGGCCACAACGACGGGACGGUUCGCCUCUACGAGAUCAAAAUCCCGACAAGACCGCCGACAACGACUACGGUAAUACCAGAGACUACCGUCCCAGCACUGAAGACAACUACUCUACGACCGGAUCGGACGAACGCGCUGAUCCUCACUACCAGCCCGCCCCUGCAGGCGAUGGUGGCGGCGUCACCGGUGGAGCCACUGCCACAGCCUCCUGGCCCGUCACGUGACCUGCCCGGGGCGGCGUCUGCCUCGGGGGCGGCGGGGGCAGCAGGUGCGGGGGCGAGCGUGAGUUCGGGAGCGCGCCGCGGCGCCGUGUCGAGGGGCGCGAGAGUGACGCCGGCGCACUGGCUGCUGCCGCUGCUGUUGAUGCCGCUGCUCACGCCAGCCGCCGCUGACUGCCGGUGACGCUCGACGGUUCUGCAGCGGGCGACGUAGAGCUGCUGGUCUGCUCGGGCGGGCAGGAGCUGCCACCUGCUUCCGGAUGUCAGGGCAGCCUCGACAUACUUCACCUCUCUCACAGCCUACGUCUGCACAACGGCAACGAUUUCAGAUGGAGUCACACGAUGAAAACAAUAAUCCUGGAACGCUGUAGUAACAUACCAGUAUAAAACCCACUCUACGUGGUAGUGCAGUACCUGGUGUAGAGCAGCUGGCGAGCGUGGCUCGCUUUUAAGCAGUAAAUGAAAACAGAAAACAGUUGUUCGUCCAACAUGACUGCAUACCUUUUGCUAAGGACAAGCCAUAAAUUGCCAUCCCCUUCAGAUAUAUGAUAUCAACUGCAAAAUCGCAUCACAUGGAAGAAAUAGCAGCUGCACCGAAGUCUGCCGUGGAACGCUCAACCUGGAAAUCUUCUUCUUUGAAAAAUGUGACAGUGUUGUAAUAAACUUUCGAAGUGAUACAAACUGCUGUGCAUUUUUGAAGCAGGUAUUCUCGAGCGAAAUUGAACAUUUUCAUGUGAAUUUUAAUACUGACUGUAUAUAAGCAAACGUACGCUACACAACGAAGGUAUGUGGCAAAGUGAACUCUGUUAAAUCCACAACGUGAAUGGAGACUUCAUUUUUUGCAAAGACUUGUUGGCUUUUCGGCGUUUCUCACUACCUACUUUCUCCUUUUGCGAAACAAUACUAAACCUGCCACACGUCACAGACAUUCCAUACAUUCUUCUGACGUAACCGAGAUCAGAUAAUGUUUUAAUAGGCUAUUAGAUGGUAUAUAAUUGCCUAACUGAAUAAAUGAAAAAAAAAAGAAUUCCAUUGCAUCGAAAGUAUCUGACGAAUCGCUGUGAGAACGUGCUGUAAUAUCUGUCAAAUGCGUUCUUCUCAUCUGAUAUCAAGGCAUAUGUACUGCUACACUAUAAACGAAUGAAUUCCUCCAGUGGUGCAACAUCAUUCCAUUCAAGACUUUUGCAAAACAAGAUAGUAUAACGACUAAUGAGUAUGGUUGCCGUUGGGUAGUUGAACUGGCGCACAGGGCAGUGACUAUCUCUUGCUUCUGUUCUCUUACGACACUAUGUCACCCAGGGAUAACAAUGCGCUUUCCAGAGACGCUGCAAACUGUCAAGUUCCCUCCGAGGACAGAAUUCCCUUCGUUGGACGAGACGAAUGGUUACACCACAAUACAUCAACCCUCACCUGUCUCUCAUGGAUGUUGUCUUCGAUAAUUUUCCAGAAAAUACGCUUGCAGGAAGGCCGUUUGCUUGUAGAUUUUGCUGACCCCGAGUACAGAAAAUAUUUUCGUCCUGCUUUCUGCAAAUUACACACGCCAGUGAACAUUGUAAACCACUUUUGUAAACGUGGAGUGUUGUUAAGUAACGUAGGAACUGUUGUUCCUUCCGCAUAUCAAUUAGUCUGUGUUUUAUCGGAUACCUGAGAGUAAAAGCUUUCCUAUUGCAUUUCACGAAGGCUGGACAUGGGAAAGAUGAGCGAGAAGGUAAUUUUGUGUAACUGUGUACUGUACAUUACUUUGUUAUGAUGUAUGUGUGAGAGAUGUAUGUUAUUAGAUGUAAAACUGUGUAAUAACUAUCAUAUGAAUAAUUAAAUACUCCUGUUUACUAAGAAAAAAA